Plasmodium knowlesi strain H is the source of this 1728-nucleotide messenger RNA. Its product is annotated as GTP-binding protein Obg1, putative. The record is from RefSeq and is a predicted model, not a curated record. The coding region runs from base 1 to 1728 and encodes 575 amino acids. Gene Ontology annotation, cellular component: mitochondrion. The transcript has a single exon. Gene Ontology annotation, molecular function: GTPase activity; GTP binding. NCBI's taxonomy places the organism in Eukaryota, Apicomplexa, Aconoidasida, Haemosporida, Plasmodiidae.
AUGCAUAUUGGAUUUAUCAUUCUGCUCCUUUUGAUAUUCCACAAGAGGGCUGUUUUGUACAGUUUCCCUUCCAAGUGUGGAAGGCAGAAUAACACCCUCUUUGUCAACAGCAGCAUAAAGUGCAAAGAGGGUAAGAAGUAUCCAAGUCGCACAGUAAAUAAGCUACACUGCAUGAAAAAGCAGAUAAAGAAAAACCAAUUCCAUGACCGGUGUGUAAUUAAUGUUAAGGGAGGAAAUGGAGGAGAUGGCAUAUGUUGUUUUACAACAUUUUCGCAGAAGAAAAAUAAAAAGUACGCUUCUGGUGGCCGGGGGGGGAAAGGCGGCAAUGUGUACCUAAUUGGAGAUAAAAAAAUUGAUAAUUUUCUAAGCCUUAAAUUAAAAUCCUUUUACUAUGCUGGAAAUGGUGGAAAAGGAUUAAACAAUAAUCAAAGUGGGGAAAAUGGAAAAGACGAAUGCAUAAAUAUACCUGUGAAUACAAUUAUAUACGAUGAAGAGAAGAAGUUUCUCAAUUUUAUUCAUUUAAAUGGACAGAAAGUGCUAAUCGCUUUGGGGGGGAAAGGUGGAAAGGGGAAUUACUCCUACAGAACUAAAAGCCUGAAAAUCCCAUUUGUCUGCCAAUUUGGCGAAAAAACAAAGGAAAAAAAAAUUUUCCUGAAAAAAAUAUUCUUUACCGAUUUUGGGAUUAUUGGCUACCCCAAUGUGGGGAAGAGUACGCUGCUGAAUAGGAUAACCAACGCGAAUGUAAAAAUUGCCAACUAUAGCUACACGUCCAAAUUUCCAAACUUGGGAAUAUUUAAGCGCGAGCAAGGGGAGGAGGAACAGAAGGAUGGAGAAGGGUACAACAUGGUUAAUGAGAAGGACGGGGGAGAGGGAGACCUUUUGGAGGAAAACCAGCUUGUUGGUGGAAAGGAAGAAGAUAAAGCCAUUUGGGAGAGUAAUCACCAAGAGGCAGAUGACUUACUGGAAAGAGAAACUGUUUCGACAGACGAUACAACACAUGGGGAUGGUGAAAAGAACAUCGGAAAAAACAACUACACAGUUAUCGACUUCCCGGGAAUCAUAAAAAACUUGGACAAGAAAGAAUCAAACAUAUCGUACAAAUACUUGGAGCACCUGAAACAUUGCAAAAUAUUAAUUUAUAUGUUUGACAUAAACAGCAACAUUGAUGUCCUACUCGAAACUUAUAAAAAUAUAAAAGACGUUUUGGUGCAAUUUGAUCCCAUUUUUAAAGGCAAAAAGGAAGUGGUGCUACUGAACAAAAUUGACAUAUAUAAAGAGGAAAAAGAUAAUGUCAGUAAAAUAAUAAACCAUUUAAGGGAAAAUUUAAAAAUAGAAAAAAUAUUUUGCAUCUCUGCAUUAACGGGGGAAAAUGCAGUAGAAGCGAUAAAUGAAAUAGUUUCAAACAUCAAUGAUGAAAACAGCAUAAGUGAAUUUUUAAAAAGCUUACCUGAGCCAAUCGAUAUUGCAAAAAUUGAAAAUAGUGAUAAUUUUAGGCCAUCUCAAUUUGAAAUAUACAAAUAUAAAGAAAAUGUUUUUAUUGUUAAGGGAAAAUAUAUCGAAAAUCAAGCCAACAUUUUUAAUUUUUCCAAAAGUGACACAUCAAAAAUUUUUGCCAAAAUAUUACAUGAACUAAACUUAAAUGUUAAGCUGAAAAAUGUGGGUGCCAGGGAGGGCGAUAGGAUUAUCAUAAGCAAUUACUCAUACGAGUUUUCCCUGGAAGAGGAUUAG